UCGCUCUCUCUCUCUCUCUAUACACCUCGGCCAGCAAUAACACACGAAAUCGUUCUUUUCUCGGUGAUUUGUUUUGAUAUCGUGCGAAGUCUUUGCGGAACACGGGGCACAAAAAAGGCUCCUCGGAACGUCGGAAGCAGAUAGUUGCACACACAUACACCAUCCCGUUGCCAGUUCAGCUGAAGUUCCGGUUUUAACGCGCCAUGGUAAUGUUGCGCUCGGUGCUGUCCUCCGCCAAGCGCGUGCCGCUGAUCAAGUUCCGCAAGGGUGGCCCGUUCCAGGAGGCGGCCAGCCAUACGGCGGGCGGUGCAGCCGCCAACACAGCCGCUCCAGCGCACGCACGGUCCGUGUCGUCGGGCGAGGCGAUUGAGGAAUGGCAGCUGCCGGCACGCUACCGCAGGAAACCGAUCGAUGACGUCGAGAUGGAUUGCAUUAACCGGGGCGGAGCACCAGCCUAAACCGCUGCUGGUGGGGAGGGCACCAGGCCAGAGCGUAGGUGGUUCCGUCGUGCGUAAUCUCCCCCACCCACCACUCGCCGGAUGGUCCCGAUGGCUUGGCGGUGUUGGGGCACGUGCGUUCCCUAGUCAGUAAAGAGAAAAGAGAGAGUAAAAAACACAAGGCGAUAGCCGGACGGCAAGCGGAAGCAGCACUUAUGCGUUAGUACAAUUCGAAAAGUAAAUGUAAAAUGUAAAUUGGCAGUUUAAUUUAAAAAAAACCCUUCUUUUCUCUUUUUCCACGCUUUUGCAGGGCUCUGGUGUAGUUUCUAAAAAGCAAUGUACGUUACAAAACAAAACCCUAUUCUGAAUUGGAGCGGCACUCGAAAUUGAAAACAGUGAGUAACAAAAUUAAACAACCGCAAUUAAUCAGCAGCGGAGGCGAUGAGGGAAGGUUCUUCCGUUUGAUCUACAGGAUGUGCAGCUCUUCAAUCGGCACAACACACGACGUGCAUGCAGGCUACUUUCGUGCUACAAUAAAUAAUUCUAUCUAUAUCAAGAAUGGUGCUAACAGUAA
Molecule: messenger RNA, 1011 nt
Organism: Anopheles gambiae (African malaria mosquito)
Lineage: Eukaryota; Metazoa; Arthropoda; Insecta; Diptera; Culicidae
Exons: 2
Coding region: 204-458 (84 amino acids)
Biological process (GO): 2-oxoglutarate metabolic process
Source: RefSeq, a predicted model, not a curated record